CUGAAGCGUGAGCCAUCCAUCCCAGUGAAGCUCCCUGAGCAUGCAGUAUCAGAAGACAUGCUGCACCAGGCUUUUUUGGAAAUCUUGUUUCAAGAGGAAGACCUAAACGCACAGGACAUAAGCACAGACGUGGUCCUCUGCUGCAGCUACUGGAAGGAUAUCUACAAAUAUCUGAGAGAGUUUGAGGAAAAUCAACCAAUCAGACCCAGAUACCUGGGCAUCCAGUCUAUCAACGGGAACAUGCGUGCCAUAUUAGUUAACUGGCUUGUGCAAGUACAGGUGAAACUCAGGCUCCAUCAAGAGACCUUGUACAUGACAGUUUCUCUCAUGGAUCGCUUCCUGCAGUCCAACGCCGUUUCCAAGAACACAUUAAAGCUGGUUGGUGUCACAGCGAUGUUCAUUGCCUGCAAAUAUGAAGAGGUGCUAUCCUUGAACACUACAGACCUUGUCCAGAUAACGAAUAACACUUACACAAAGGUCCAAAUCUGCCAGAUGGAGACUAAGAUCCUGCGAGCUUUGGACUUUGUUCUGGGUCACCCUCUCCCCCCGCACUUCCUAAGGAGGGCUGUGAACAUUGCAGAGGUGAACUUUGAAAAGUAUGUCCUGGCCAUGUACCUGAUGGAAUUGUCCAUAGUGGACUAUGACCUGGCUCACUUUCCUCCAUCUAAGACUGCAGCGGCUGCUUCCUGUUUGGCUCUGAAACUCAAUGGAUAUCAGUGGACUGAAACUAUGCAAUACUGCAUGUAUUAUGCUGAAAGCGACCUUCUCCCGAUUAUGCAGCACAUGGCAAAGAACGUAAUUCUUGUGAACAGGGGCAUGACCAAACUCAGUGCGGUCAGAAACAAAUAUGCCAGCAGAAGAAAUGGCAGAAUAAGCACCAUUGAACAACUGGAUUCUAACAUCAUCUGGGAUCUUGCCAAGCCUCUGUUGAAAAACAUCUCUUUCUGA
Eurypyga helias (sunbittern) is the source of this 948-nucleotide messenger RNA. RefSeq names its product G2/mitotic-specific cyclin-B1-like. The annotation marks the transcript as partial. Lineage: Eukaryota; Metazoa; Chordata; Aves; Eurypygiformes; Eurypygidae. Gene Ontology annotation, molecular function: cyclin-dependent protein serine/threonine kinase regulator activity. Gene Ontology annotation, biological process: mitotic cell cycle phase transition; regulation of cyclin-dependent protein serine/threonine kinase activity; mitotic metaphase chromosome alignment. The transcript is spliced from 6 exons. Gene Ontology annotation, cellular component: cytoplasm; nucleus; cyclin B1-CDK1 complex. The record is from RefSeq and is a predicted model, not a curated record.